AUGGCUGACGUUAGGGACGAGUACGGCAACCCCAUCGGCGUCACGGGCGACCAUGGCGCUGGGGUUGGCGCCACCGGCGCGGGCGGAUACGCCACCGGGCACCAUGAGGCGGUGGCUUCGGGCGGACGACAGGAGCUGCAACGCUCUGGGAGCUCCAGCUCAAGCUCGGUACGUGCGUUCUCACAUAUCUCGCGAUAAUUUGCUUCGGUAGUAUGAGAGAAUCUCUGACUUUCGAGAGAGUAUAAUGCAGUCGGAGGACGACGGAAUGGGAGGGAGGAGGAAGAAGAAGGGCAUGAAGGAGAAGAUCAUGGAGAAGAUGCCGGGGCAUAAGCCGGAACACCAGCAGCACCACGAAGCGGGGUACGCUCCUCAGAGCGCUGCCCACCAGGAACCAGAGAAGAAAGGAAUAGUUGAGAAGAUAAAGGAGAAGUUACCCGGGCACCAUAACUGA
Spirodela intermedia is the source of this 451-nucleotide messenger RNA. NCBI's taxonomy places the organism in Eukaryota, Viridiplantae, Streptophyta, Magnoliopsida, Alismatales, Araceae. The record is from the annotation of a GenBank genome assembly.